Messenger RNA from Leptosia nina, 1602 nucleotides. NCBI's taxonomy places the organism in Eukaryota, Metazoa, Arthropoda, Insecta, Lepidoptera, Pieridae. The record is from the annotation of a GenBank genome assembly.
AUGGCGGCUGGUUUAGUAACAGCCGAUAUUAUGAUGAUUCAAAAGAACUCUCAAAUUUUAGUUACUGUUGAAGAAGCUCUUGAAGAUUUAUUAGUAGUUACUUAUUCUGCCGAAGAUAAAAAGUUUCAGGGCGUUCUUUUAGAUUCCAAUAAGAGUAAUCUACCCUUUGGAGUCUACGGUCUAAAUCCAGCGUUUACUAAAACUGAGAGUGCCGAUGAAAAAUUACAUUCCGUCAGUCAACGGUUUACAUACCAAGAGCCUCAAUAUGUGGAGGAGGAUCACAAAGUUAAAAAGCCAGGAACAAAAGGGAAGUCUCAAUCACGCCAAAAGAUGACAGUAAGACUACGACCGCGUAAAGUGCUGUGUUCCAAUUGCCAAGGCAUCUGCAAUGAAAACAGUGAAAACGUAGACGUGUCCAAAAAACGCAAGUUAGACUCAGACGACGACACGCCUCCACCAACCUCUGAGUCAUCAAAAUUAGAGAAAAAGUUUUCCAAUAAUAUGAAAAGUAUGCUCAUACCAAAGCUUUCAAGACUUCAGCCUAGUGAAAUUUCAAGUGCUAUCAAAUCAACCAAAGUAAAUCAAAAAAAUAGUGAGAAAGCGAAAAAUUCAAAGGCAGAAAAAGUUUUUGAACCAGUUAAGACUCAAGAGGUUGCAUUUGUUAGUGUCUCUGAUAACAAUGAUAGUAUGUGUGAUAGUAAAAAUGAGGAAGCGUCAUUCAGUAAUUUGUUUUCAAGUGCACGAACUCUUAAAAUUUGUUUUGGUGAAGGUGAAGGUACUGUUGUAAAAAUCCCUCCUCUAAGUGGUGACUUUAAUGAAGAUUCGGGGGUGUCAUGUGAUAUGGCUAAACCGGAUUCAAAGGCUGUAAAAAAAGCAUUAAAGAGAGCAAAAAAACAGGCUAAGAAAAGUGCUGUUCAGUGCAACACAGAUGUGUUAUCUAAUCAAUCCUUAAAACAUAUUGGGGCUUUAUCUCCUCAUAACAACUUAUCUCAGAGUCCACUAUCGGACCCUUUAGAAAAAAAACAUAAGCAUAAGGUAAAACAUAAAAAGAAGCAUAGGGUUACAAGGGAGCUGGAUGAAAAUUCUACAAAAAGUGAAGAUAAUGAGUAUUUUAGUGAUUUAAAAGACCAUUGCUAUAAACAGAAGGUUUCUAUCAACCUACGUCGCUUAAGUAGUAAUUCUUUUGAAUGUAGGGAAGAUGAUUCUGAUGACUGCGAAAAUGAGACUGUGCCUGAUUUUCCUCCUAAUUCAGAAGGUAUUGGUGGAAGGCUGGUUAGGGUUUCUCCAGGUGACAUUGUAUGGGGGAAAGUGGUUGGAUUUCCAUGGUGGCCAGGCAAAGUUUUAAGUAUUACUGCCACAUCACGGGCUCAUGUAGCUUGGUUUGCAUCUACUACGUCUUCUCUCAUGCCUUGCAAUAGCUUAAGCCCGUUUUUGGAAGACUACAAGCUUCGGUUUAACAAAAAAAAGAGAGGUGCAUACAAAGAGGCCGUGAAACAGGCAACAAUUGAGGCUAAAAUACGUUCUGAAUCUCAAGAUCCUCUUGCAAGCCCAAACCACACAUUAGAUACCGUUUCGCCGCGACCUAUUGAUGUGUUCUCAUAA